AUGAAUGUCCAUUCUCUUACUCUCGCCACAUUGGCAUCGACAGCACCGCUCGUUUCAGCACUUGCACCUGGUCUUGAAAUCGCCUUGACCUUAGAACGCGCAACUCAAGGCAUCAGUAUCUCAACCGAUGGACGCAAGUUCUUGACGCAGAGGUAUUCCACGACGGAUGCACCUCAAGCUGUGGAGCUUCUCAGCAACGGCACGACUAUUCUCUACCCUGACGCGACGUGGAACUCCUGGACCUCGAACUCCACCUUGGAUCCCAAGAAGGCGUUUGUCAGCAUCUACGGUACUCGCAUCGGCCCUGAUGGACGAUUCUGGAUUGUCGACGGCGGUACCACCGAUAGUGAUCGUAACCUUGUCAACGGAUCUAGCAAGCUCGUUGGCGUCAACCUCGAGACCAACCUUGUCGACAAGGCAUACUACCUCGACAACCUUACGGAAACCGGUAGCGUCAUCGACGAUGUCCGAUUCAAUGGUCCACUUUCUACUAUACAUGUCUUCUACUUGCUACCUCGUUUUGUGAUAAAUGGUAACUACGCCUACCUCAGCGACACAAUCGGCGCAUUGGUGGUGAUGGAUCUUACUACUGGGGAAGGUCAGCGUGUUCUCGUGGGCCACAGCUCGGCUCUGGCGUGGUUCCCCAUGGCCUACAACGGUAGUCUCGUCCCGGGUUACCAGGGUGGAACUAGCACCCUCUCCGUCGGCCUUGACCAAAUCGAGGUGUCCCCAGAUGAGGUCUACCUGUACUAUCAGCCCUGCAACGGUGGCAUGUACCGCGUCAAGACCGAAUACGUCAAUGGGGCCUUGACGAACAGCACUCUUGCCGCCAGCCUGGGAGACUACGUCGAGCCUUUCGCGCUUACCCCUUCUACUGGAGGCACCACUAUUGACGGAGAUGGAAACAUCUAUGUUAGCGACACCAAUCUUCCCGCUAUCCGGAAGGUCCAGCCGGAUGGGUUUUCGUCCAUUCUUGUUCAAGACGAUGCGCUGGUCUGGACUGAUCUGAUGUGGGUCGAUGCGAACAAGACCCUUUGGCUUCCCGGCUCGCAGAUGCGGCCCGGAGCGAACGGGCUGAUGGCCGAUGGACCUCACAACAUCUUGACCUUCCCCAUCGAAGCUGGUCCGUCUUUGAUUGACCAUGCCUAAAGGGGACUUUGUAUCACUAUCCAACUCUUGCGAUCCUUGUAUAUAUCUAGACAGAUCUUGCAUAUGUA
Messenger RNA from Colletotrichum phormii, 1217 nucleotides. RefSeq lists its product as uncharacterized. The transcript has 2 exons. Bases 1 to 1149 code for a protein of 382 amino acids. The record is from RefSeq and is a predicted model, not a curated record. Lineage: Eukaryota; Fungi; Ascomycota; Sordariomycetes; Glomerellales; Glomerellaceae.